ACCAUAACAACGCAGCCUCUUUUCGCUCACAUACCACACAAAUCUCUUAGAUCGCACAGAUAAUUCCAGUGCCGGAAUUCGCAGAACGUUGUCUCGCAUCACGAUCGAAAGAAACCACACCCACAAGCCCCCCAUCAACCCGCCAAAAUGGGCAAGACAGCCAAACCCAAAGCCCGCCAAAUAUCCACCCACUCCCGCGCCGCCCGCCGUGCCGCAUCCCCCUCCCUCGAUGCGCCAACAGCCGCAAAGCCCUCCAACCUCUCCCGCACACGCUCCACAUCGCCCGACCACAAGACCACCAAACCGCACAUCCUCGCCGCCUCCACCGGCGCCGGCAUUAGCAAGGCCAAAUCCCCCAAGGCGAAGCCCAUGAAACGAGGACAGAGACUGAGGGCGCUCGAGGCGGCAGAAAAGGCUGAGGCGAACGCCGAGAAGCUCGCGCUCAAGGUGGCGAAGAGUUUGGGACGGGAGAAGAAAGUCAAGGAGAGGCGGAAGGGUUGGGAGGAUAUCAACGAGGCUAAACGUAAAAAGGCUGCCAAAGCCAACGCCUUCGGUGCGUUAGGCGGAGACGACGACGAUGAGGUGAAGGGCGGUGGGGAGUGGGAGACGCUCGGGGACGAAGUGAUGGAUGGGGCGGAUGCUGAGGGCGUGAAUGAGGAUUCGGUGGUUGAAGGGAAGGUGGAUGUGGAUGUGGCGGCGGGGCUGGCUUGUACGUCGAGGGAGGACCCAAAGCUGCAGGCGAUGCCGCUGCCGGAUGACGAUGUUGACCCCGACCUCUGAAGCUGGGAGAAAGGAGGCGUCAGUACCGUGAGAAAGAAGUCAUGAAUUAUGCCCAAACGGGGCAGAAUGAAUAAGAGCGGAGUGAGCGAGAGUGGACGUG
Molecule: messenger RNA, 880 nt
Organism: Paraphaeosphaeria sporulosa
Lineage: Eukaryota; Fungi; Ascomycota; Dothideomycetes; Pleosporales; Didymosphaeriaceae
Exons: 2
Coding region: 148-780 (210 amino acids)
Biological process (GO): ribosomal large subunit export from nucleus
Cellular component (GO): nucleolus; preribosome, large subunit precursor
Source: RefSeq, a predicted model, not a curated record